Racocetra persica is the source of this 1301-nucleotide messenger RNA. The record is from the annotation of a GenBank genome assembly. NCBI's taxonomy places the organism in Eukaryota, Fungi, Glomeromycota, Glomeromycetes, Diversisporales, Gigasporaceae.
ACUCGACCUAGCCACUGAAGUCGUUCACAAAAAUGUACUUAAUCAUUUGGGUAAAGAAGCAAAUAAUUUAGGAGAAAAUGAAAACGACGAACAAAAGGAAGCUAAAUCAAGUACACAUCUUGUCGAAGACUAUAAUAACAGCAAUACGCAAACCAAAGAUUUUCCAUGUUAUCUUGAUGAAAUCCCCCCUCACGCUGAAUACCCAUAUAUGGGAAAAGAUUGGAUAAUGGAUGGUAUAAACUUGAGCAAUAAUCUAAAGAGAAUCGGUAUAAUUAAACGUGGCCAUUUUAACUUUUCAGAUACAGACUGUACAUCACAAAUAAGUGAUGACCAUUGGGACAAGAUCAUAAUCCCAUUUUUAACAAAACAUAAAUUGAAAAAUGCGUUUUCAACGGAAGAUGACGAACAAAUGCUAAUAAAUAUGUUCGGAGAAGAGAACAAAAAGAAGCUCUUAGAACCAGGCAAUCUGAAUUUGAUAUACAGCUUGACCGAUAUCGAAGAGGAUGCCAUAAAAGUUCUUGAAAUUGUGAGUCGAAUACGAUUAGUUUUGUAUCUUAAAGAAUUUUCUGUUUGCCAGACCUUGACAUCGCUGGAGAAAAAAUGGCCAACAUCUCUUCCUUUUGAUCUAUUGGACAAGCGAUUGCGAGAUAUUUUAUGGGCUUCUGAGCUUAUAAAAUGGGUGAUCAUGCAAUGGCAGGAUGGUACUUUUCUAAAAGAAAUUAAAGAGCAAUGGAUCAAAAUACAGUUAGCAUCUCGGCUCCUCGUGCCACUGAGACCAGUAAAACCAGGCGAAAUUGAAUCAAACGCAGAAAAAAUAGUCUCUAACUACAAUAAAGCAUUGAUAUUAUCAAAAAUAAAGUCAAAAACUCGUGUAGAUGGACUUGAUGAUGAUGAAGAAUUUGAGAAUGUUUGGGUUGAACUGAAAGGUGGCUUCGGUAAUUAUCAUGAAGCUGAAAACCAAAACAAUCGUGAGGAUUUAGGCAUAUUGCUUAAAGGAUUCUCAAUAAUGUCCGCAAUGCAAGCACUUACGUUGCCAGAAGAUGCAAAGAAGAACAUUGGUGAUCUUGAAUUUUUCGGAAUAAGAGGGAUUGGAAAUCAUUUUCAAUUCUGGGGCAGUUUUCAGGCUUCCCAAUAUCUCAUGUGCUCGUAUCUAUUAGGAGAAUUUCGCUUACCAUCAUUUGAGGGAAGAGAGGGUAGUGGCAUUCAAGAUCUAUUAUAUGCAAUUAAAAUUGUUUACUCAUUCAAGGUAAGGGUGGAAGCCAGUAAAUUAAAGUUUCAUCAGAUCAGAGCUCUAGCAAGAA